Besnoitia besnoiti is the source of this 3903-nucleotide messenger RNA. Its product is annotated as 3'5'-cyclic nucleotide phosphodiesterase domain-containing protein. Gene Ontology annotation, biological process: signal transduction. The transcript has 20 exons. NCBI's taxonomy places the organism in Eukaryota, Apicomplexa, Conoidasida, Eucoccidiorida, Sarcocystidae. The record is from RefSeq and is a predicted model, not a curated record. The coding region runs from base 1 to 3903 and encodes 1300 amino acids. Gene Ontology annotation, molecular function: 3',5'-cyclic-nucleotide phosphodiesterase activity.
AUGGGGCGCCUGAGAACCGCGUUCACGCGGGUGGGAGGACGGAUGAAGACAGGCGUCGAGACGCAGGGCUUGCAGGACGAUCGGAGCGUGGGCGCGGGCUCGGGCGCGCCCUACGCGAAUAGGGGGAGUCAGCGGGACUCGCUCGCCGCCGCGGGCCUCGAGCCCGAGGCGGACGGGCCUGGGGGGCUGACGGUCCGACCGCCGAACGAGUUCGGGGGGCGCUCGGCCUUCAUCUCUCUCGCCACAGGGGUCGUGAUGGGCGAGGAGAACUGUCCCAGGCGUCGGAUCGUCGCGGCGGACGCGACGCGGGCGGAAGAGGAGAUCCCACGGGUCUACCCCUCGCGCGCGAUGCGCGGCCUCGAGUCGGGCCUUUCGCUGCUGGCUGUCUCGCCCUCGCAGGCCGGCGAGAAGCGCGCCAACUUGAGCACCAAGUUCUCCACUCUGGAGAACCCCGUCGCGCGCCGCGACACAGCCGGCGAGCCCGUGGGACGCCUGGCCUCCAGGCCGCCGGGCGCGCAGAACGGAGACGCGGCGCUCCGCGUGCGGUCUUUUUCGCUCGACGAGGAGCCCGACCGCACGCUGUCCAUAAAGAUCCGCGGAGUCGACGAGGCCGAACUGCUCGGCGACGCGCCCGCGGCUCCAGGCCCCGCUGCGCCUGCCCCCCCCAGCCCCGACGCAGGCCGUGCCGCCAGUCUGGACGCGCCCGGCGCCAGAAAAGGCUGCCCAGCGGGCGGCGAGGGAAGGGACGAAGCCUGCACCGACGAGGGCGCCUCGCCGGGCUUCCACCGCGGCGUCGGCAAACUCGAGGCGCUCUACAUCAAGCUCUGCAAACACCCUGUUUACAAGUUCUUCUCGGAAGAGGACCGCCGCUACUUCGACAUGGCGGUGACUGGGAUUCCGUGCUACUUCUCGUCGAAGAACCUGGAGCGCGCAUACACUUUCUACAGUUGUCCAGCGCCCUCGAACUACCUGAUCCUCUUCCACAUCGGCUGGAUGCUGACCAUGCUGCUGAUCUACAUCGUGUGUGUGGCGACGCGCUCCCAAGCGGCGAGUAGCCGGCGCAUGGCUCUCCCCUUUGUCGUCGCCUGGGUCAUUUCGUCCUUCAGCGUCUUCGUGGUGUUUCUCUGGAAGCAGACCGGAGGCGCGGCGGCGGAACGCUUCAACCGCAGGGAAAAGGCUCUCAUCAAAGCCGACGAAGUGGGCGCCGUCCCCAUGUACGAAGCCUUCCACUGGCGCCCCUGCUUCACCGAGGAUUUUGGUGCCGCCUCCAUCGCCCUGACCCUGAUCAUACCGAUGAUUCUCUCGUCGACUGUGGCAGCCUGCAUCGGCGCGAAUCCCUCCAUCAUUCUCGACUAUCCAGACGCACAAGCGCGCCUCGUGCCUGUGCUGCUGGACACGCAGUAUGGUCUCGCAGGUUUCCUCGCGUCUCAGGCUUCGCUAGCGACCAUCGUUCUCUUCACCGCCGUCGCAAUCACGUCGUCGGGAAUCAGACUCCGGAAGAUUUUGUACGUAGCCGCGGCCAUCAUGGUGUGCAUCAUGGUCUUCCUCAUCUGCCUCGUCUGUGCGUAUGAAGACCGCGCGCUAAUCGUUCCACCUAUCUUUGUCACGUACUUCGUGAUUCCCGCGUGCCUCUACUGUACCAUGAGGCUGGAGCGCCUCCGCCGUUUCCUCUUCUUCCAGCGCGAGCGCGCGAGGUUCGGGCAAGACGUCGGCGCAGAGGCCACGGGCGCAUCGGGCUCGGCGACGCUCGUUGAGGAGCUGAUUCUGUUGAUCAACGAGGCAGGUUUAAAAAUUCGUUGCGCUCGCAAGAAAAUGAAAUACAAAAAGUGCACGGACCUGGUGGAGUCUGAAGGGAUGCUCAUCAGGUGUCUGAUGAUUCUGACGGCUGGCGACGAUUUGUUUGCGCUCCGCCUGGAUCGAGAGGGGAACGAGGAUGAAGAGCUGCGCGAGAACCUAAUGGAUUUCAUCGGCGCCCGCUGCGUGGGCGACGUUCCUGCCUCGCGGGGCCUCGUCAGCACUGGCCAGCUAACGCUCUCCGUCUCCGCAGUCUCCGAAGACGAUGACGACCUCUUGGGCGAACUUGCCGGCAAGCCGUCAGACGCACAGGAAAUGACGAGUUUCUACGCCGAGUGUCCUGAAGACUUGUGGGGGAUUGUCGACCUGCGCGACUCGACCGAAACGCCUCCAGCGGGCGAGGGCCGCGACACGGCCUCCAAGAAAAAGUCCCAUUCUAGAGAAGCUAACAUCCUUUUCUCGCACUUCCCCAAGUUUCCGACGGCGCGCCUGCACGUCAUGCUUUCGAGUAAAGUCAGCAUCGACUGGAAUCUCAGCAUGAUUGAGGUUGAUCAACAAUGCAAGGGCUGGUGUCUCUACUGCGUUGGGAGUGACCUGCUGUUCUGCAAGGUUCAAGGAUUUGAGUGUGACAGACGCACAAUUCAAAACUUUAUGCAAGUCGCGCAGAUGUGCUACCAACCGACGAUUUACCACAAUCACCUUCACGGCGCCCAGGUCGCGCACAACACUGUCUGGCUGGCGAGAAAGCUCGACCUCGCGUACAGCCUCACAGCCCCCGACCUAGUCGCGCUGAUCGUCGCGGCGCUGUGUCACGACAUCGGUCACCAGGGCAGAAACAACGCCUACUACGUUGGAGCCCGGUCUCCCUUGAGUAUCAUCUACAACGACCAAGCUGUUCUAGAGAACUUCCACGCGUGUUUGACGUUCAAGAUUCUUGGAAGGCAGGAGUGCAAUCUGUUUGGGAAUCUGCCGCCCGAGGAGUAUCAAGCUGUCCGCAAUCGGAUGAUUGACUUGAUUCUCGCGACCGACAUGAAGAUGCACUUUGAGACAAUUUCCAAGUUCCGCCUUCGACGCAACUCGCCGGAGUUCUGCAGGAGAAACGAAGAGGAUGUCUGGAUGAUGCUGAGGAUGUGCAUCAAGGGUGGCGACGUGAGUCACGGAGUGCUUCCGUGGGAGAGUCACGUGAGUUGGUCGUACCGAGCGGCCUCAGAGUUCUACGAGCAGGGCGACCUCGAGCUCCGUCAAGGCCGGACCAUUACGCCGAUGUUCGAUCGGAAGAAGCAUGCAGAUUUUCCCAAGGGUCAAGAGGGCUUCUUGAAGUUCAUUGUGAUUCCGCUUUACGAAGAGAUCGCAGCAGUUGACGCGUCUAAUGAGCUGCAAGGCCGGGUUCUACAGAAUGCAUUUGCGAACACGGAGCGGUGGCGCCAGCUGCAGACUUCGCCGGAGGAGUUUGAGGAGAUCGAUGCGAAGCAGCAGGCGGUGCUGUCGGUCCUGAAAGACCGGCUGGAGUGGAGACUGCAGAAGAAUUUUGCACCGACACAGAGCAUCUUGCGCGCGGCCUCGCACUUGAGCAGACCGGGCUCGAGCGGAAACGGUCUCCACUUCUUGCCAGUCGGGGCGGACGGAGCUGGCGGCGACGGCAAACACAGUCACCACCAGCGCGGAUCGAACGCGGCCCCCGGGGCAGGGACAGCUGCGCCGGCGGCGAGCAGCGACGUGCCGGCAGCCGGAAAGGCAGCGGGCGAGGGCGACGACGGCGACGCCUCGCCCGUCGCUCAACACAAACGCGACGGCAGCGUCUUCAGCGUCGCGGUCUCUGCGGUGAAAGGCACUGUGCAUGCAGUCGCGAACAAGGCGGUAGACGUGGUCACGCCGGGCUCCGGGAGCGCGCAGAAACGCGCUGAAAAGGAGCUGGCGGCGGCGGCGCCUACCCCCCGCGCGGAAGACGUGCCUGUGAUGGUGCCCGCGCCGGCAGAAGGCAGGUUCGCGGCGGCAGCGCCGCAAGAGACGGCGCCAGCCGGUCAAGAGACGAACCCCGAGCAAGGACCAAGUGGCGUGUCGCACGACAGUGGCUCCAAAACGCUGGACUUCGAGUCCAGAGUAUCGUAA